AUGACGAGCCUUAACAAGAACAUGUUCCGAGUCUCCCUUCUCGCCUUAUUUGCCACCACUACCAUGGGUCUGCCCAAUUGUGGCGUCUUUCUCGUCAACUUGCCACUUUUGGAUAAAGCCGUUACUCCGUGCUACCUGAAUUCGGAAGCAUCUCUGAUGCCUAGAGCUGAGACGCAGAAUCAUGUCUCGGGAGGUGUCAUUGGUGGUGCUGUCGCUGGCAGCGUUAUUGGCCUUGCUAUCAUUGCAUUGGGAAUCAUCCUCAUCAUACGGCAUCAACCACGGUUAAAUGCAAUGUCAGCUGCUUCCGAGUCCCGGGAACGUCCCCGUACCUCAAGCACUACCAAGUUCCCAGAGCAGUCCACUGAAAUGUCACCUAUCGGAGGGCAACAAUAUCCUCCAAAUGAAGCGUACAAUAUUCCCCAAGAGCUAUAUGGUUCUGAGCCGGUGUCGCAUGAGCAUAGGGUUAGCCCUGCGAUCGUGUUUGAGCUGGACGCCAGCGAGCGCAGGUGA
This is a messenger RNA of Clonostachys rhizophaga, 510 nucleotides long. Lineage: Eukaryota; Fungi; Ascomycota; Sordariomycetes; Hypocreales; Bionectriaceae. The record is from the annotation of a GenBank genome assembly.